Molecule: messenger RNA, 2317 nt
Organism: Wasmannia auropunctata (little fire ant)
Lineage: Eukaryota; Metazoa; Arthropoda; Insecta; Hymenoptera; Formicidae
Gene: Syn
Product: synapsin
Exons: 10
Coding region: 1-2019 (672 amino acids)
Biological process (GO): neurotransmitter secretion
Cellular component (GO): synaptic vesicle membrane; synaptic vesicle
Molecular function (GO): metal ion binding; ATP binding
Source: RefSeq, a predicted model, not a curated record
AUGGAGGUGGCCGUAGUGGCCAUUCCCUCUUCAUCCGACUCGCUGGUAUACGCGAUGCGGGCAUUCAUGUCUCCGGAUUCGGUGUACCUGCUGGAUGGUUGCUGGUACCGUCGUGAGAGGACGCGGUCCGAGCGACGAAACCGGGAGCCGUUUUAUCGCAGCAGCGAGCUCGGUGUAACCAUCAAGAUUACCGGCCGCGGCGGUUGCGCCAAGUACUGUGGUACAGCUCCAUCACCCGGCAACAUUUCAUUCUCCAGUUUUCGUCAGUCCUUCACCUCCAAUGUCAACUACCUGAAACGGAGGUUCUCGUCAGGGGACCUGAGUUCGGAACUCGACGAUGAGCCCAACGCGGAUCCUGGGCUGGCCACCGUGGGUCGGGACUCGUCUCAGCCGUAUCAAGCGGUGUCGGACCGACCCCUGCAGUCCCAGCCGGGCCCGAUACCGCCGCCGGCCGCCCCGCCGAUCCCGGGCGCGCCGCCCCAGGGACCGCCGCAGCCCAUCGGUGGCGAUCUCAGUCUCAACCUGAGACCCGGCUCGCGGACCACCAGCGCACCAUCCUCGCCGGCGAAGACACGGGAGAGUUUGCUCCAGCGGGUACAGAGCUUAACCGGCGCCGCCCGCGAUCAGGGUGCUUCUAUUUUGGGAGCGGCGGUAUCUGGCGCGACCAGAGGCUCGUCAUACAGCAAGGACCGAUGCUUCACUCUGCUGGUGAUCGAUGACCAGAACACCGACUGGAGCAAAUACUUCCGGGGGCGCAGACUGCACGGCGAUUAUGAGAUCCGGGUGGAGCAGGCGGAAUUUCGAGAACUGUCCCUGACGGCAAGCGAGGCGGGCACCGUCGUGUCCAUGGCUGUCUAUCGUAACGGGACCAAAGUUAUUCGAUCUUUCAAACCUGAUUUCGUAUUGAUACGUCAAAAUCUGCGAGAUGCUGGAGAAGAUUACAAGAAUAUUCUUCUUGGUCUGAUGUAUGGCGGUGUACCCAGCGUUAAUAAUCUUACAGCAAUUUACAAUUUUCAGGACAAACCUUGGGUAUUUGCUCACCUGCUAGGACUACAGCGUCGUUUAGGUAAAGACAACUUCCCCCUGAUCGAACAGAGUUAUUACCCCAAUCAUCGCGAAAUGGUGAGCGCAUCUCGAUAUCCCGUCGUGGUGAAAUUGGGCCACGCCCACGGCGGAACCGGCAAAGCCCGUGCGGAAACAAAUCAGGAAUUUCUAGAUCUCGCUUCGUUGGCAGCUAUGGCAAACACUUACUGCACGGCGGAACCCUACAUCGACACCAAGUACGACGUGCACGUGCAGAAAAUCGGGAACAAUUACAAGGCUUUCAUGCGGAAAAGCAUAAGCGGCAACUGGAAAUCGAACACCGGAUCAGCGAUGUUGGAGCAACUUUCCGUGAGCGAGCGACAUCGCACAUGGGUCGACCACGUGGCGCAACUAUUCGGAGGAUUGGCUAUCUGCGCGAUUGAAUUACUGGUGGGCAAGGACGGGCGGGAGCACAUUAUCGAGGUCAACGACAGCGCGCUAUCCUUAAUGGGCGACUCUCAGGAAGAGGAUCGACGUCACAUCGCGGAUUUAGUCACAUCGAAGAUGCAGGUUUACUGUCGACCUCCGAGCAUGUUGACGAAGACUGCCUCGCGGGGCUCGAUGUCGGGCUCUCAGGUCGGUAGUCCGGUGGAAGAUAGAACCGCAGCUACAACCGCACCCUUGGGAUCUCAUGGAAGUAUGGGUUCUAUGGGUAGUAUAGGGAGCUUAGGUUCUGUAGCUUCCACCGCACCGAUAACAGCCGAUCCAGUCACCGCCUCGGAUAGUCAUCAUCAGUUGCAGCGACGCGAUUCUCAAACUUCUCAAUCGAGCACGGUGAGCAGCGCGCCGUCCGUCGGCCGACGCACCGAAGAACCACCGGUAUCCCGGGUGCCGUUCCAUCGACAAGGCAGCCAGUCGCAGGCUCCGGGUGAAGAUACCGAGGACACGAUGAAGAAUCUGCGAAAGACGUUUGCUGGCAUUUUUGGCGACAUGUAGACCACAAGAUAUGGCCGACGUAGCGAGAGUGUGGACGUCGGGCACUCUCGCGAUGAGGUAGCUAAUGAUAACACGUCGGCAACAAACAUUCAAACGCGAACUCACGAACUUCUCCGACGAUCCCUAAGCAUGUUCCACGAAUGAAGCGCAUCACGCUCGAGCGCGCCGAUCAUGCGCAAGCUGUGACGCGGAGCAUGUAGAUAUCUAUAUAUUUGCAGAUUGUCGCAGGAAACUCGCGAGACUGCAUGCCACGCGAAGUGCACUAUAUAGUCAUUUGAGUUUAAUCGAAGGUUAUCGA